AUGGAGCUCCGUUUUUUUCAGGAAAAUAGAUUUUUGGUGAUGGUCAUUCGUGAUUUGUUGAAUUUAUGUGAGAUUACUAAGGGAAAAGACAAUAAAGCUGUCAUUGCCAGCAACAUUAUGUAUGUCGUCGGCCAGUAUCCAAGGUUCUUAAGGGCCCAUUGGAAGUUUUUGAAAACAGUUGUGAAUAAGCUGUUUGAAUUCAUGCAUGAGACACAUCCUGGUGUUCAGGACAUGGCCUGUGAUACAUUCUUGAAAAUAGUUCAGAAGUGCAAGCGUAAAUUUGUUAUUGUCCAGGUUGGAGAGACUGAACCAUUUGUAUCUGAACUUCUGACUGGCCUUGCAACAACUGUUCAAGAUCUUGAGCCUCAUCAAAUUCACUCAUUUUAUGAAUCUGUUGGUAAUAUGAUCCAAGCAGAAUCAGAUCCUCAGAAGAGAGAUGAAUAUCUACAGAGAUUGAUGGCACUCCCAAACCAGAAAUGGGCAGAAAUCAUAGGACAGGCACGACAGAGUGUAGAAUUCCUCAAGGAUCCAGUUGUGAUACGUACAGUGCUUAAUAUCCUGCAGACCAACACUAGUGCUGCUACUUCACUAGGAACGUACUUCUUAUCCCAAAUUUCCUUGAUAUUCUUGGAUAUGUUGAACGUUUACAGAAUGUACAGUGAGCUUGUGUCAACCAGCAUCACUAGUGGGGGACCAUAUGCUUCCAAGACAUCUUUUGUAAAACUCUUAAGGUCUGUCAAGAGGGAAACCCUUAAGCUGAUAGAAACCUUUUUAGACAAAGCUGAAGACCAACCACACAUAGGGAAACAGUUUGUGCCUCCAAUGAUGGAAUCUGUGCUCUGUGACUAUGCGAGGAAUGUACCUGAUGCUAGGGAAUCAGAAGUUCUUUCACUAUUUGCAACGAUUAUAAACAAGUACAAGGCAACAAUGUUAGAUGACGUGCCAAACAUAUUUGAAGCUGUUUUCCAGUGUACGUUGGAGAUGAUAACUAAGAACUUCGAAGAUUAUCCGGAACACCGCCUGAAGUUUUUCUCCUUACUCCGUGCUAUUGCUACAUUUUGCUUCCCUGCCUUGAUAAAGUUGUCAAGUCAGCAACUAAAGCUAGUGAUGGAUUCAAUUAUCUGGGCAUUUAGACAUACUGAGAGAAAUAUCGCUGAAACUGGGCUUAAUCUUUUGCUUGAGAUGCUGAAGAACUUUCAGCAAUCUGCGUUUUGUAAUCAGUUCUUCCGGUCUUACUUUAUACAAAUCGAGCAAGAAAUAUUUGCUGUUUUAACUGAUACCUUCCAUAAGCCUGGCUUCAAGCUGCAUGUGUUGGUGCUGCAGCAUCUGUUUUGCCUGGUUGAGAGCGGUGCUUUGACGGAACCUUUGUGGGAUACUGCAACCGUACCUUACCCGUAUCCGAACAAUGCUGCCUUUGUUCGUGAAUACACCAUUAAGUUAUUGAGCUCUUCCUUCCCCAACAUGACUGCAACAGAGGUCACACAAUUUGUGAAUGGACUUUACGAGUCAAGAAAUGACCCGUCUGAAUUCAAGAAAAACAUUCGCGACUUCCUUGUGCAGUCGAAGGAAUUCUCCGCUCAGGACAACAAAGAUCUAUACGCAGAGGAAGCAGCUGCGCAGAGAGAGCAAGAGCGUCAAAGAAUGCUUUCGAUUCCUGGUCUUGUUGCUCCUAAUGAGAUUCAAGACGAGAUGGUGGACUCCUAA
Eruca vesicaria subsp. sativa (arugula) is the source of this 1704-nucleotide messenger RNA. The record is from the annotation of a GenBank genome assembly. Lineage: Eukaryota; Viridiplantae; Streptophyta; Magnoliopsida; Brassicales; Brassicaceae.